Molecule: messenger RNA, 572 nt
Organism: Cucurbita moschata (crookneck pumpkin)
Lineage: Eukaryota; Viridiplantae; Streptophyta; Magnoliopsida; Cucurbitales; Cucurbitaceae
Product: ethylene-responsive transcription factor ERF096-like
Exons: 1
Coding region: 32-451 (139 amino acids)
Biological process (GO): ethylene-activated signaling pathway; regulation of DNA-templated transcription
Molecular function (GO): DNA-binding transcription factor activity; DNA binding
Source: RefSeq, a predicted model, not a curated record
AUAAUAACAACAUUUAAAACAUUAAACCCCCAUGGACAACAGCGGUGGCCGUGGAAAGGAUUACACGGAGGAUUCCGCCGCAGCUGGAGGCGGGAAAGAGAUCAUCCGUUACCGGGGAGUACGACGACGGCCGUGGGGUAAAUUCGCGGCGGAGAUACGUGACUCUAGAAGGCAAGGAGUGCGUAUUUGGUUGGGGACGUUCAACACCGCGGAGGAAGCCGCACGAGCUUACGAUCGGGCGGCUUACAACAUGAGGGGUCAUUUGGCGAUUUUGAACUUUCCGAGUGAAUACCCGCCGAGGAGCUCCGGCGGUGGAGGCGGAGGCGGAUUUUGUUCUUCAUCUUCUUCAAGGUCAAUGCAGCAAGAUGAAGUGAUUGAAUUUGAGUAUUUGGACGAUAAAGUGCUGGAGGAUCUUCUUGAGUAUGGAGAAGAAAGUGAAAAGAGAAGCUAAGUCGGUGGCCGGAAAGAUAAUGGAAGGUGAAGGUCGUUAUCAACAAAUUACCAUCUCUUUCCACUUAUGUUUAUCCUUUUUUUAAAAUUACUUCAACAAUGUUGGGAAGAGAAGACACGAG